AUGUAUCAUAUCUUGGAGCUGCAGAAUAAUUCUACGGGUACGUGCGACUCGACCUUGGGCGGCAAAGUGGGUCCUCGCGGGCCAGGCGUGGCCCACCAGUCCAGCUCUGGCCGGCCCACGCAGCAGCCAGACAAAGUGGCUCGCGCUUGCUUGCCUAUGCAGCUGUACGCUAGACAUGCCUCUUUGGCUUGCUCAGACAGCAAGAAGGUGAUCGCCUUUAGCCAUAGUGGCGCGGCAAUGGGAACGAGGUAUUGGCAGCAGCCUUUGCUUGGACAGAGGACUUCAAUCCGUCUGCGAGACAAAGGUCGCCAGGCUGCCGAGUGCUCCUUGGAGCUCGUUGCAGUCUCGUCAUCAGACGACAAGCUUUAA
Mixia osmundae IAM 14324 is the source of this 369-nucleotide messenger RNA. RefSeq lists its product as uncharacterized. Lineage: Eukaryota; Fungi; Basidiomycota; Mixiomycetes; Mixiales; Mixiaceae. The record is from RefSeq and is a predicted model, not a curated record. The coding region runs from base 1 to 369 and encodes 122 amino acids. The transcript has 2 exons.